CUCGAGAAAUAUCACAAAACGCCAUUAACGAUUUUUAAAAUUUAAUUUGAUUGUCCAGUAUAAAAAUAAAAAUAAAAAAAGCUCUCUAACUCGAGAAGAGAGAAGAUCUACGAACUGCAGAAAGAAACAGAAACAGUGUCGUAUUAAAAUUAAAUCCCAGUGAGAGCGAAAAUGAAAGUGGAUAAAGUUCGGUUCUUUAAUUGAACGGAGAGAGAGGGAGGAGGGCGGGAUUUAAAAGCGAAGAAUACAGAAAGAGGAAAGCCAGUGACCAGUUUCUUUGUGAAUCAGAGAUUCAGAGAGAGCGGGGAGAGGAAGAGGAUACCAAGUUUUGAAGUCUUAGGGUUAGGGUUAGAGUUAGGGUUAGAGUUAGGGCUUUGUUGAUAAAGAUGACGGAUGUGAUAUUGCAUAUAUACGAUGUGACGAAUAGUGGAUCGGAGAAGACCAACAACACCAUUAUGCAGAUCAACAAGAUUUUCAAGGACGGUAUUGGCUUCGGCGGAAUCUUUCACAGCGCUGUUCAGGUUUAUGGAGAUGAUGAAUGGUCUUUUGGGUUUUGCGAACACGGAACUGGAGUUUUUAAUUGCCCUUCUGGGAAGAACCCAAUGUACACAUACCGUGAGAGCAUUGUACUAGGAACAACUAACUUCUCUAUCUUUAAGGUGAAUCAGAUAUUGCGGGAACUGAGUAGAGAAUGGCUUGGAAGUUCAUAUGACUUGCUAUCCAAGAACUGCAAUCACUUUUGUGAUGAGUUCUGUGAAAGGCUUGGUGUGCCAAAACUUCCAGGUUGGGUUAAUCGUUUUGCAAAUGCCGGUGAUGCAGCUUUGGAAGUAGCUGGAAAUACAGCAUUACGGUUUAGGCAAGCCAAGGCAGAGAUCGUAUCAGCUAGCAAAGUGGCAUAUCGUUUCCUUGUAGGUGUUGCUUCUAGUAAUGGGCCUGCACAUGAUUCACCUGGCAAUUCAAACAGAGGAAGCCCUAGAAUUCAAGCAACUUGGUUUAAAAACCUAAUUACUUCGGGUGCCAAACCAUCUAGUAGCACAGAAGUAGACAAUCAGGAAGAAGUGCAUCUUCGGCAGCAACAUGAGCAAGUGUCAGAUUUACCACCGCGGCAGAAUUCACAACAAUUGUCAGAUUUACCACCACGGCAGAAUUCACAACAAUGGGAGUCGGACAUACCAGCACUUGAGAAUUCCCGGCAUGAUGUAUGAGGAAGCAAUUUGUUAAAGCGCUGUCAUCUGUAUGAGUUGAAACUUGCAAUAGAACAUCACAGUAAUUGAUUGUGUAAUACUGUAAAAUUUUCAUUGAUUUUACCUACUGAAUUUGUCGUAAUGGUACUUUAAAGCUCGCAUUGAAAAGUGUGUUAAAUCUGUUAGUAUGAUUCUUCUUUCA
This is a messenger RNA of Manihot esculenta (cassava), 1386 nucleotides long. RefSeq lists its product as uncharacterized. Gene Ontology annotation, biological process: protein deubiquitination. Bases 387 to 1205 code for a protein of 272 amino acids. Lineage: Eukaryota; Viridiplantae; Streptophyta; Magnoliopsida; Malpighiales; Euphorbiaceae. Gene Ontology annotation, molecular function: deubiquitinase activity. The record is from RefSeq and is a predicted model, not a curated record. The transcript is spliced from 4 exons.